Messenger RNA from Oryzias latipes (Japanese medaka), 1617 nucleotides. NCBI's taxonomy places the organism in Eukaryota, Metazoa, Chordata, Actinopteri, Beloniformes, Adrianichthyidae. The record is from RefSeq and is a predicted model, not a curated record.
CGUAUAAGUCAUUAACUGCAAAAUGGUUGACCAAGUUGUCAUAAUGUGACAAACAUAUUUCUAUACAUCUCCAUUAUAUGUUUUUGUCUAAAUCUGUCCUGAAUUGGUAAAUUGCUCUCAGGUGACUUGACUUCCUCUAGCAAAGGUGCAUCUCAUUGACAAUGAAAUGGCAAGUAUAUACUGUAUAUGGCUGAAGCACAACACAAUGUUCUAUGUCUGACAAUGGAAGGACAAGGAAUUGGACGAGGUCAACAGCCAGAGAGAAGAAGAAGAGGAAGAGGAAGAGGAGUGAGGCUGCGUGGUGGAGGAGUUAUAGGGGGCAAAACCGAGGAAGAGGCCGAAGACAUAUACAGUACAUGUUCCUGAUGAGAUAAGAGCCACACUUGUAGACCAUGUUGUCAACCAUGGGCUCACAAUGGCUGAGGCUGGUAGAAGGGUGCAGCCAAAUGUUAGGAGAACAACAGUGUCCUCAAUCAUUCAGACCUUUCGUCGAGAGAACAGGUAUGUAAUCUAAAAUAUGAACUGUUCUGUGAUGUUUCAUACAAUAUUACAGUAUUUUUACAAUAUGUAAAGCUUUUUGCAAGAUUCAGUAAGUACUGUAAGUAGGCCUACAUUUUAUAAAGUGACAUUUUAUCUUCCUGAAUUUUGUAUUUUGCAUUACUGUAUCUUUUCGACAUAGGACUGCAAGACAACUUCACAGGGGCGGCAGAGGGCCCCUUUUCACUGCUUACGAAACAGGAGGAGGCUAUUUGCAUCAUGGUUGUAGAAAACUAUGCGAUAAGACAAAGAGAGAUAAAGAGUGCCAUUAUAGAGGACAACAACAUAUUUGCAAAUAUCCAAACAUUCAGCAUCUCAGCCAAUGACAGAGUGCUGAAAGGACAUCAGAUAAAAAUGAAGCAGCUUUACACUGUUCCAUUUGAAAGAAAUCGUGAAAGAGUGAAGGAACUACGCUACCAGUAUGUACAGCGUAUGAUGGAACUGGAAGCAAGUGAACAGCCGCACAGCUUCAUCUACAUGGAUGAGGCUGGCUUCAACCUGACAAAAUGUAGAAGGCGUGGCCGAAAUAUUAUCGGCCACAGGGCUACAGCUGAUGUGCCAGGCCAACGGGCCAUCUGUGACAAUGGUGUGCUUACUCAUAUUCCCAUAAUAGGUCUAUACAACACAGAACAUCUUAUAACCUUUCUAGAAACUCUCUACAGAGAUCUCAUCCCUGAAGAAGAGAGGGGUCAGAGUGGAGAUCACCUGCCAACGUAUGUGACAGUUUGGGACAAUGUGAGUUUUCAUCACUCCAACAUCAUCAGGCAAUGGUUUACAGCCCACAACAGGAUGCGGAUGGAGUUCAUUUCACCCUACUCUCCAUUCCUUAACCCUAUUGAGGAAUUUUUCUCAGCAUGGAGAUGGAAAGUUUAUGAUCGCCAGCCACAUACACAAAUGACCCUCCUGGCUGCCAUGGAUGCAGCGUGUGAUGACAUCACAGCAGACGCCUGAAGAGGCUGGAUAAGACACUCUAAAAGAUUCUUUCCACGCUGCAUUGCAAGAGAGGAUAUUUGCUGUGAUGUGGAUGAGAAUUUGUGGCCUAACAUACAAGAACGACAAGAGGUGUAGGAAGACCACACC